AUGCAAGUUUUAUUGAAAGCUCAGGUUUUGUUGUGGCUCUUGGUUGCCACCGCAUGGGGUAGAGACUUCCAAGGUGGUAACACUGUCGAUUGGGGCUCCCAAUAUGUCGGUAAUGGAGAUGUCCACAUUCAUUCGGGAGCCAUUUGGUCUAUCAUCAACAAUGCUGCGACAGAUUUCCAUGGAAACAUUCAGGUUGAUAAAAAUGCUGGUCUCUAUGCUUCAGUCGUCACACCAAGUAUCACCUUGUCAGCUACCUUGUACGAUUCAAUUUAUGGUUUUGUCAACAAUGGUGUUGUCUCCUUCAAUGCAAUCAAAGGUGCUUCCGGCUACAUCUUCAAGAUUAUGGGUAACAAGUUUGAAAACAACGGUGAUUUGUUUUUUGCUGCUUCCGGUCAAGGUUCUAUGGAAAGUUGGAUAAAGGCACCGGACUUCCACAACAAUGGGUUUAUGCACUUCUACCAAGUGAUGAAGAGUGAUAGUUACACUUAUUUGGGUUACGAUGGAAAAACAAUGGUCAAUAAUGGACAAAUUUGUUUCACCAAUCAAAAUUGGAAACAGCUUACCGGUAUGUUAGGAUCGGGUUGUGUUACUGCUCAAGGUAAAGCUUCAUUCUACUUUAUGAAUACCAAUUUACAAAUCUCCGAGGGUGAAAUCUUUUACUUGAAUGGUGGUGAGACAUCGAUCAUGGCAGUUGGAUCGAUUAACAAUCCACAAACCUUCCAUGUUAGAGGUUUUGGAACAUACAACGGUAUGGCCAACAAAAUUGGUUUGACUGCAACUUUAUCCUCUCCAGUUUCAGGAAGACUUCCAUGGGCAUACAACGCUAGAGAUGGUAUCUUAACUUUGUACGUUGGAUUGUACACUCAAAACUUUGAAAUUGGUACUGGAUACGACUACACCAAGUUCCAGAUUGUCAGUGACACUAGCAGAGGUUUACCAGGAAUUUACUUGGGUGCAGUGCAAUACAAUGGUCCUCCACCAAAUGCAGGCAUGCCAGCAGAAUGUAAACCAUGUAAAUCAAUCCCAGGUAUUCCAGGAGUUGAUCAACCAGAACCAACUUCAACAACUGAGACGACUUCGAGUACUUCCACCAAAAAAAGCUCAACCACACCAGUUCCUCCUCAAACUUCAGAUAAACCUGAUACAAAACCAACUGAUAAACCAACCAGUCAUCAUGGUCUUAUCAAGACAGUCACGGUUUAUGCAACAGCCACAGUUACUGCCACCUCAACCUUCACUACCACCGGUACUGUGAAAGCUUGA
Messenger RNA from Lodderomyces parapsilosis, 1263 nucleotides. RefSeq lists its product as uncharacterized. The record is from RefSeq and is a predicted model, not a curated record. The transcript has a single exon. Lineage: Eukaryota; Fungi; Ascomycota; Pichiomycetes; Serinales; Debaryomycetaceae. The coding region runs from base 1 to 1263 and encodes 420 amino acids.